Molecule: messenger RNA, 1603 nt
Organism: Daucus carota subsp. sativus
Lineage: Eukaryota; Viridiplantae; Streptophyta; Magnoliopsida; Apiales; Apiaceae
Product: coniferyl alcohol acyltransferase
Exons: 2
Coding region: 81-1454 (457 amino acids)
Molecular function (GO): acyltransferase activity, transferring groups other than amino-acyl groups
Source: RefSeq, a predicted model, not a curated record
AACAGCAACAAGCUAAAGAUCAUCUGUUCAAAGCUAGAUAAAUAAUAAUCUCUCUAUAACAUCUUUAAUAGUCCACAUCUAUGGGUUCUUGCGAAGGAAGAGUAGAGGUGAUGGUGAAGAGGAGAGAACUUGUGACAGCCGUGCUUCCUGUAACGGAGUCACGGCUGGCCUUGUCAAAUCUUGAUCUGAUAUUGCCUCCAUUAGAGGUCGGGAUCUUCCUCUGCUACGCGAACAGCGGGAAGAAUAAUGAGAUGAUGCUGAGCUCGGUGAGGAAGGGGCUGCGCCAGGUGUUGGUGCCCUUUAAUGCCCUCGCAGGAGAAGUUUUCCUGAAUGAUGAAGGAGAACCUGAGCUGCUUUGCAACAACCGUGGUGUGGAUUUUGUCGAAGCUUUCGCAGAUAUUAACCUUCGAGAGCUUGAUAUCUAUAAUCCUGAUGUUUCGAUUCGUGACAACUUUGUCCCCGUGAGGGAACAGGGUGUCUUGACUGUACAGGUGACUGAGAUGAAGUGCGGCGGGGUUGUGAUAGGGUGCAACUUUGAUCAUCGAGUAGCCGAUGCUCACUCAAUCAACAAAUUUCUACUCGCAUGGGCUGAUUUAUGUAGAUCCAACAAUAUCGGAAACAAUGAGACCGUGACGUUAUUCAAGCAUGAUCAGAAAGAUCACACCACGUUUUACCAGCACCCACUCGUGAAGCCUCGGCAGCCAAGCCACUAUGAUGCCGCUAUUAAUGACAUGUAUGUUCCUAUCAAAGAAGGUGCCGCAUGUAAUAUUUCGCCACCAUCAUUCGAGCUCAAGAGCCGAAUAUACCAUGUCGACGCCUUGGAGAUAGAGAUCCUCCAAGCUCUGGCCGGACCAAAAAGAAGCAAACUCGAGUCCUUCAGUGCCUUGCUGUGGAAGUUACUUGCGAAAUCGUCGAAAGACGAUGAAAAAAGAAGCAAGCUGGGGAUUGUAGUGAAUGGCCGAAAGUGCUUGAGCAACGAUUCGUCUAUUAGCAUGGAGAAUCACUUCGGAAACGUGUUGUCAAUUCCCUACAGUGACGCGAGUGUGGGUGAACUCAAGUCCUUGCCCCUCUUCGAAAUUGCGAAUGCAGUCCAUGCUUGCGUCGAAAGAGCCGCAAAUGAGGAGCAUUUCAGGGGACUCGUCGACUGGGUCGAGGAUCGCCGUCCCCAGAGAGCCAUGUCCAGGAUUUAUUCAUAUCUACCUAGCGAGUCCGAGGAGCCGGCUGUUGUCGUCUCCUCGGGCCAGCGGUUUCCGGUAACGCAAUUGGAUUUCGGAUGCGGAAUCCCCGAUUUCGCGUCCUAUUAUUUUCCUUGGGGCGGUUGUACCGGAUACGUUAUGCCCAUGCCCAGUGCAAAAAAUAACGGUGAUUGGAUUGUGUUCAUGCAUCUUGCCCAAAAACAUCUCGAUUUCGUCGAGAAAGAGGCACCGGAGAUCUUCAAACCAUUUGUUUUCUGAAUCAUAACCCAGCUACUUUGCGUGCGAAAUAAGUUAUGUGGCUAGAUUUUAUUUCAAGUUUCACUAUGUUUAUGUUGGGAUCCAUGAAUAAUCAAUGCAAUAAGAUCAAUAAAGUUCAGACGAAAUAAAAUGUUAUUAUAUAUAAAGUC